This is a messenger RNA of Arthroderma uncinatum, 1254 nucleotides long. RefSeq names its product cytochrome P450 2C38. The transcript is spliced from 2 exons. The coding region runs from base 1 to 1254 and encodes 417 amino acids. The record is from RefSeq and is a predicted model, not a curated record. Lineage: Eukaryota; Fungi; Ascomycota; Eurotiomycetes; Onygenales; Arthrodermataceae. Gene Ontology annotation, molecular function: heme binding; monooxygenase activity; iron ion binding.
AUGGUCGACAAGGACGAACGAGAAUCCAUCGAAUUUUAUAACAACGCAUUGGCUGUUCUAUCGGAGGUUCGGGGCGAGCUUAUUCUCGAAGAAACACCAAUUCUCCCGUAUGUCCCAGACUUCCUGGCCAGAUGGAAAAUCUCGUCUCGACGGCUCCUCAGCAACCAGACUGGGAUCCUUGCACGGAACACGAACGCUGCUCUAGAAUCAGGUUCCUGGAACUGGUCUAAAGUAGGGCUCAGGGAGCAAGAGACAAGUGGACUUAGCCGGGAAGAGCUAGGAUGGGUUAUUGGUAAUAUAUAUGACGCUGCUCACGCAUUGCCGAUGGCUCUGGAAGUCUUCGUUAUGGCAAGUGUGUUGCAUCAGGAUGCUGUCCGAGAGGUGCAGGAGGAGCUUGACCGAGUUGUUGGGUCAGAUAGGCUGCCGACCUUUGAUGACAUGCAGAGUCUACCUCGUGUCAAUGCCUUUAUCACCGAGGUUCUGAGAUGGAGGCCAGUUACUGUUGGCGGUAUGCUUCAUGCAGUCGACCGGGACGACGAGUAUAUGGGCUACAGAAUCCCAAAGGGCACAACCGUGGUGGCAAACCACUGGUCCUUGGAGUUCGACGAGAAGGUCUUUGGGGACCCUUGCAACUUUAGACCACAGAGAUGGAUUGACAACCCGAGCCUGCCGAGUGCUAGCUUCGGGUUUGGCAGGCGAGUCUGCCCUGGCCAGCAUCUAGCCCGGAGUUCUCUGUUUAUUAUUGUUUCACGGGUUCUCUGGACGUAUCGAAUCGACUAUGCCUAUGACAUGAAUGGCAAGAGAAAGGAUAUUGAUCCAUUGGAUAUGACACAGCUUAGUGAUUCGCAGCCUAUGCCCUUUGAUGCCUCCUUUCAUGUCCGUAGCCCGAAGCACCAGGAUAUCAUAGAGCGAGAACAUAUGGCCUGCGAGAAGGACCUGGACGUUAUUCUUAACGAGGUCAAACCUGGUGUCAACCUGACAACUGACAACCUCACGACGUCGCGCACUCACCAACGCCGCGACUCAACGCAGCGCAUCUCUGUGCCGGGAGAAGCUGCAGUGCUCGCCGUCGCGCCGUCUCUGCUGGCCUUGUCUGGACAUCCCGCCACCGACGAUAACGCCUCGAACCUUGCUUCCGUACCUGAAACAGCCCGUUUCCCGGCGCCCAAAACCUGUCCGGAAUACACCCCCAACGCUGCAAACGUCGCUCUCACCCGGUCAAGACGGAUCGCAUUGUCGAACACGGUCGCAUAG